GAGUGCCUGCAGCAGUUCCAAGUGACAAGGGCACAGCUGCAGCAGAUCCAAGCUGGUCUCCUGGACUCCAUGGAGCAGGCACUGAGGGGCCAGGCCAACCCUGCCCCUACUGUCCGGAUGCUGCCCACUUACGUGGGAUCCAUCCCGCAUGGCACUGAGCAAGGCGACUUCCUGGUGCUGGAGCUGGGAGCCACAGGGGCCUCGCUGCGUGUCUUGUGGGUGACUCUCACGGGCAUGGAUGGGCACAGGGUGGAGCCCAGGAGCCAGGAGUUUGUGAUUCCGCAAGAGGUGAUGUUGGGCACCGGCCAGCAGCUCUUCGACUUUGCUGCCUGCUGCCUGUUGGAGUUCCUGGAUGCGCACCCCGUGGGCGAUCAAGGCCUACAGCUCGGGUUCAGCUUUUCCUUUCCUUGUCACCAGACGGGCCUGGCCAGGAGCACCCUCAUUUCCUGGACCAAAGGUUUCAGGUGCAGUGGCGUGGAAGGCCAGGAUGUGGUCCAGCUGCUGAGAGAUGCCAUUCAGAGGCGGGGGGCCUCCAACAUCAAUGUGAUCGCUGUGGUGAAUGACACCGUGGGCACCAUGAUGGCCUGUGAGCCGGGGGCGCCCUGUGAGGUCGGGCUUGUUGUAGACACGGGCACCAAUGCGUGUUACAUGGAGGAGGCCCGGCACGUGGCAGCGCUGGAUGAGGACCGGGGCCGCAUCUGCGUCAGUGUUGAGUGGGGCUCCUUCGGUGAUGAUGGCGCCCUGGGGCCGCUGCUGACCGCAUUCGACCACACCCUGGAUCUUGAGUCCCUGAAUCCCCAUGCCCAGAGGUUUGAGAAGAUGGUUGGGGGCCUGUACCUGGGUGAACUGGUGCGGUUGGCGCUCUCCCACUUGGCCCAGAGUGGGGUCCUCUUUGGCGGCAGCUCCUCCCCUACCCUGCAGAGCCAAGGCAGCAUCCGCCCCAAGCACGUGGCUGCGAUGGAGGACCCCUCCGUAGGGGCAGCCCGUGUCCUCACGAUCCUCCAGGACUUGGGUCUAAGCCCGGAGCCCUCAGACGUGGAGCUGGUGCGGAGCGUGUGUGCAGCCGUGAGCACGCGGGCCGCCCGGCUGUGCGCCGCUGCCCUGGCUGCGGUCCUGACCCGCCUCCAGCGCAGCCGGGAGCAGCAGAUGCUACAGGUCACUGUGGCCACCGGAGGCCGGGUGUUUGAGUGGCACCGCAGGUUCCGCAGCAUCCUGCAGGAGACAGUGGCGCUCCUGGUCCCCGAAUGUGAUGUCUCCUUCAUCCCCUCUGUGGAUGGGGGGGGCCGGGGCGUGGCAGUGGUGACUGCCGUGGCUGCCCGCCUGGCUGCCCACCGGCGCCUGUUGGAGGAGACUCUGACACCAUUCCGGUUGAACUGCGAGCAGCUGGCAGGAGUUCAGGCACAGAUGCGGGAGGCCAUGGCCAAGGGACUCCGGGGCGAGGCCUCCUCCCUCCGCAUGCUGCCCACUUAUGUCCGGGCCACACCGGAUGGCAGUGAACGAGGGGACUUCCUGGCCCUGGACCUAGGGGGCACCAACUUCCGGGUGCUUCUGGUGCGCGUGACUGAAGGAGGGGUGCAGAUCACCAACCAGGUGUACUCUGUUCCAGAGCACGUGGCCCAGGGCUCUGGGCAGCAGCUCUUUGACCACAUCGUGGACUGCAUAGUGGACUUCCAGAGGGCUCAGGGUCUGAGCGGACAGAGCCUCCCCCUGGGUUUCACCUUCUCCUUCCCAUGCAAGCAGCUUGGCCUGGAUCAGGGCAUCCUCUUGAACUGGACCAAGGGUUUCAACGCCUCGGGCUGCAAGGGCCAGGAUGUUGUGUUUCUGUUGCGGGAAGCCAUCCGGCGUAGACAGGCAAUGGAGCUGAAUGUGGUUGCCAUUGUCAAUGACACCGUGGGAACCAUGAUGUCCUGUGGCUACGAGGACCCCCGCUGCGAGAUGGGCCUCAUUGUUGGAACCGGCACCAAUGCCUGCUACAUGGAAGAGCUCCGGAAUGUGGCCGGCGUGGCCGGGGACUCGGGCCAAAUGUGCAUCAACAUGGAGUGGGGCGCCUUUGGAGAUGACGGCUCCCUGGGAAGCCUCAGCACGUGCUUUGAUGACAGUGUGGACCAGGCAUCCAUCAACCCUGGCAAGCAGAGGUUCGAGAAGAUGAUCAGUGGCAUGUAUCUAGGGGAGAUCGUGCGCCACGUUCUCUUGCAUCUAACCAGCCUUGGCGUUCUCUUCCGGGGCCAGCAGACCCAGCGCCUUCAGACCAGGGACAUCUUCAAGACCAAGUUUCUCUCUGAGAUUGAAAGUGACAGCCUGGCCCUGCGGCAGGUACGAGCCAUCCUAGAGGACUUGGGGCUGCCCGUGACCUCAGAUGAUGCCCUCAUGGUCCUGGAGGUGUGCCAGGCUGUUUCCCGGCGGGCUGCACAGCUCUGUGGGGCAGGUGUGGCUGCCGUGGUGGAGAAGAUCCGGGAGAACCGGGGCUUGGAGGAGCUCACCAUGUCUGUGGGGGUGGAUGGGACCCUCUACAAGCUGCAUCCCCACUUUUCCAGCUUGGUGGCAGCCACAGUACGGCAGCUGGCCCCUCGGUGCACCGUCACCUUCUUGGAAUCAGAGGAUGGAUCUGGCAAAGGUGCAGCCCUGGUCACCGCCGUUGCCUGCCGCCUUGCCCAGACAACCCGGGUCUGAAGGUGUCUCUAGGAACCACAGAGUCACAGCUCCAACCCCGCUGGACCGGGCCUGUCCCUCAGCCAGGCCAAAGCACCCAGGAC
Messenger RNA from Lepus europaeus (European hare), 2753 nucleotides. RefSeq names its product hexokinase 3 (gene HK3). Gene Ontology annotation, biological process: glycolytic process; glucose 6-phosphate metabolic process; intracellular glucose homeostasis. Gene Ontology annotation, molecular function: fructokinase activity; mannokinase activity; ATP binding. Lineage: Eukaryota; Metazoa; Chordata; Mammalia; Lagomorpha; Leporidae. Gene Ontology annotation, cellular component: cytosol; mitochondrion. The record is from RefSeq and is a predicted model, not a curated record.